Molecule: messenger RNA, 579 nt
Organism: Plasmodium cynomolgi strain B
Lineage: Eukaryota; Apicomplexa; Aconoidasida; Haemosporida; Plasmodiidae
Exons: 1
Coding region: 1-579 (192 amino acids)
Source: RefSeq, a predicted model, not a curated record
AUGAGCGGCAUGGAGAAAAAGAAGAAGAACAAGAACAACAUCAACAAGCGCGAGGAAACCACCGCGACCAUUUUUAAAGUCCCCCGUUACAUCCCCCAGGACGAUGCAGAUGGAGGCGAAUUCUACGCCAAGGGGAAAGAUGAUAUACUGACAAAAAAGGAUGGCCUGGUCAGAGGUGACCAAACAGGGAUCCCACGUGUUGGUGACCAUGCCCAGGGGGGAGAAGAAGAAUCCAGUCACCACGUGGAAGUGAGCGUCGACUCGGACGUUGACCUCCACCCCGACCUCGACUUAGAAGCAACUGAGAAGGUAUGGUUCACCAAUUUAUUGCGGAAAAAGGGGGAAGAACACACCGGAGCGGGACACAAACAGGACAGAUCUGCGCCAUACUCCGAAGUAAAACCUGAGUCGGAGGAAGAAGAAGAAGAAGACCGCACGGAGGAUGACGAGGAAGAAGAAAUUGUCAUAAAUGCGGAUGCUAUUUUUAAAAAUAUUUACCCCUUUUUUAAAACGGAGGAGGACCCCAAUUAUAUGAAGUACAAAAAGCAGCUGCAAAAAAUUGUAAAAAAUAAGUCUUGA